AUGCACAGGCCUCCAUCGCUGGCGGGGAGUCCGGCCUUCUCCAACAUCUCCCUCAUCCGGAUCUCGCCCCAGCGGAACCCGUCGGUGGGGGCGGAGUCUCCCUUCCACCCUCCGCACCCCUACAUCCACCCGUACAUGGACUACAUCCGCUCUCUGCACUCCAGCCCCUCCAUCAACAUGCUGUCCAGGGGCCUCACUCCGGCAGAUGCUCCUCACUCGGGCCUGACCACCGCAGAGUACUACCACCAGAUGGCGCUGUUGGCGGGACACCGUAGCCCCUACACCGCCGACCUCCUGCCCUCUGUGGCCUCUACAGCUGGGGCCGCGGGAGCCAGCGCCCUGCACAUGGAGUACCUACAGGCCAUGGAGAACUCCCGGUUCCCCAGUCCGCGGCUGCCAUCACGGCCCAGCAGGAAGCGGCCUCUGCCCAUCUCGCCUCUCUCCGAGCACAGCUUCGACCUCCAGACCAUGAUCCGGAACUCUCCCAACUCCCUGGUGACCAUGCUCAACCACUCCCGCUCCAGCUCCUCCACCAGCGGCUCCUACGGCCACCUCUCCGCCGGGGCCAUCAGCCCGGCCCUGAGCUUCGCCUACCCUCCCACCCCCGUGGCUCUGCACGUGCACCAGCAGCUGAUGAGCCGACAGCCGGGUCUGGUGGGCUCUGCCUUCGGCCACAGUCCCCCUCUGAUCCACCCCACGCCCGCCUUCGCCACACAGAGACCUGUCCCCGGCAUGCCCCCCCCGGGUCUCAGCGCCAGCGAGAGGUCUGCCCUGUCCAACGACUCUGCUCAGACCAAACCCACCUCAGAGUCGGCCGUGAGCAGCACCGGAGACCCCAUGCACCACAAACGCUCCAAGCUCAAACCAGAGGAUCCUCUGCCCAGUCCAGGGGCCCUCAGUGUGCAGGACCAUCCUGACGGCAUGACGCUGGUGAAGGAGGAAGGAGACAAGGACGAGAGCAAACAGGAGCCAGAGGUGGUCUAUGAAACCAACUGCCACUGGGAGAACUGCUGCCGGGAGUUUGACACACAGGACCAGCUCGUGCAGGAUAAGUACAGUAUUUGGACCACAGUGGCUCGCAUUGGGGGUUGGGGGCCCGAGAACGCUGAUGAUGGUGGUGGGGGUUCCACAUAA
This is a messenger RNA of Knipowitschia caucasica, 1134 nucleotides long. The record is from the annotation of a GenBank genome assembly. NCBI's taxonomy places the organism in Eukaryota, Metazoa, Chordata, Actinopteri, Gobiiformes, Gobiidae.